AUGGGCAGCCGACCCCGCAGCCCCAGCGCCUGCCCUGCGCCCUGGUGGGGACAGCAGCCAGGAGGCCCCGGCCCUGCCAAGCGCCGCCGACUGGAGGAGCCAGCGGCCCCCGAACCCCGCGUGGCGCCCAUCCUGGAAGACCCGGCGGGGACUUCAGCCGCGGAGGCGCCCAUCUUCGUGGUGGUCCUGGCCGCGGGCUGUGCCCUGAAGGUGUCCCGGGACGAUGUCGACCUGGUGCUGGAGCCUGCGCCCACGUCGAUCAUACGAGUGUCUCUCGGUGGACACACCCUCUUCCUGAUCUCCGAGGUCUUCCUGAGCUCCGUCGACGAACGCUUAGUAGAGCAGGGCGACUUGUCUGCCUUCCUAGAAACGAACGUUUUCCUGGGCGCUCUCGGGGAGGACGUCGUCGUCGAGCAGGAAUUCUGCGCGUCUGUCCCAGAGGUCGCCGCCCAGGAGGAGGUCUACGAGGAGGACGCGGACCCCGAGUUACUGGAGCUCUGGAUGGACUCCCCAGCUGGCUCGGCCACUGGGCUUUACUCCUCCAUUAUAAGUAUGUUCAGCCCCUACACCAGUUCAGAGAGACGCUCUCCACGCCCCAUCUUCGACCAGCAAUUCCACCUUCUGGAGCCUGUCCCCAGCUCACCUCUCCAACCUCUACCUCCUUCUCCGAGUCCAGGUCCCCACGCGCGCCCGGAGCUCCCAGAGCGCCCUCAGUGCACGGCCCGGAGGCGCCUGUUCCAGGAAUGAACCCCCACUCCCACGUACACACAACAACUAUGGCCGCCCUGCUGGCGGCCCUCUGGGAUUGCCAUAAUCUCUCACAUUAAGUAUCCAACAAACUGGAAGUUGGGCACUGCAUGUGCGGACAAUGGCUUUUUCGCUGCACACUACGG
This is a messenger RNA of Sapajus apella (tufted capuchin), 893 nucleotides long. Its product is annotated as proline-rich protein 23C-like. The transcript has a single exon. The coding region runs from base 1 to 747 and encodes 248 amino acids. The record is from RefSeq and is a predicted model, not a curated record. NCBI's taxonomy places the organism in Eukaryota, Metazoa, Chordata, Mammalia, Primates, Cebidae.